GCUUCCUUGACCACUACAACUACAACCCCUUUCUUUGCAGGUACACUUAAUUAAGCAUUGAUCAAGCGGUCAACUGAUUCAUUCUCCGAGCAACCCGAGAGUUUUGAGAGUUUGUUGGAAAGCUACAGCCUAGUACUGUAAACCACCAACUCCCACCAACUCACUAUAACAAUAACAAUAACAAUUGCCGGUACAUGCGACCGUCGCACGAUAAAACCAGCUCUUUCUUUUUCGGCGGCAGCAGCAAUGGCAACAGCGAGGGAAGUGUACGGCGUCAACAAGCGUCAUCAAGACUGAGCGAUUUACCAUUGCGGGGCAUCCACAUCAACAUUAGCUCAGAUCCUUUUCAGCACCGAAUACCGCCCUACGUCCAACGAGCAUGGCAGGACAGCCGCAUUCAAGAGUAUUUGAGUGAUUGGCAGAUACGCGUACGACGUCGAUACCAAAAGGCAUCACCGCUCGAACUGUUAGCUUUGUCACUCAUCAUCUUUGCUUCCGGAAUGUUACUCUUGAUACACGUUGGGUUCUUUAGCGGCAAGAAAUAUCAGGACUGGCAUUAUGAUCAUUAUGGUUGGCUCGAUGAAGUCGAUUUGCUGGAUAUGCUGUAUCCAGACGAAGGCCGAGGACUGACUACUGCUGUAUUAUUGUUCGACCCAAAGGAUCAGUGGAAAGUUGCUGAGGAGGCCAAAGAGACCUUGACACCUCUGUUGGAUGAAUUGUGCGGAUACGAGAUGUUUGGCGGUAUCAUUAUCUGGAACAAUAAUCCGCUAGUCAAUGUGACGAUGAAUGUGUUGGAGACAAACAAAAAGUGUCAGUCGAGCAAGAUCCAAAUUUACAACUCGCACAGUAACAUGCAUAAUGCUGGACGCUAUCUCGGAUGCUCAUUAGCCAAGACACCUUAUUGCUAUUUUCAAGAUCACGCCGGACCACGACAUUGGCGUAGUUUGUAUGCCAAUUUCUUGAAGUAUCCGACUUUAAUACAUGCUGAAUCACGCGAUGUUGAAGCCUACGCACAAGCCAAGUGGCGAUGGUGUUUUUAUAAUGAUGCCGUGCAUUUACACACGUGCCACGCACACGUAGGAUAUGGCACAUUGACAUCCAAAGAGACCGUUUUAAAGUUUAUUGAACUGAUGGAAUUGGACCCGAUCGACGUCAAGCACAGUGACAUGUACUUUAUUACAUAUACCAACCAGGCACCCUAUAUACUCGAGGGAACCCCAUCGGUGUUUCCGCCAUUCAAUGAUGAAGAAGAUCGUGAGGGCGCUAUUGUUGAAAACAAGAAUAAUCCAAAUAUCACAAAAGCUGGAAGGCAGCAUGUGCACACGGGUGUAGUAUCAUUAUACAAUCAUUUGAUUCAUCGGACUGGCGUAUUUGCAGCGGAUGAGACGUUCCCAAAUUACUACGAGCAGACUACAAGAACACCGUGUGCAAGUGACCGUUGUCUCUUCAUGACAAAUGUUGAAGCGUUUCCGGAGCCCCGGAUAUUCUCGUAUGAGCCAAACAUCGACCUUACACUCGCUGAAAAGAUGCAUGAUUCGUACUACGAUGGCCAUGAUCAUCAUUACACAUACCCGUAUGGCAACGCGGUAGAUGGCAAGGACGGUAGUGUUUGGAAAUCUGAAAGAUAUAUCAAAGCAGGAGAUUACAUUGGUUUGGACGUACUCAUGUCAACACGGAUACCUUUAAAGUUUCGAUUUCUGGCACGUCAUCCGUAUACCUAUCGACGUACAUUGAACAUUCAGACGUCGUUUGACGGUAUCAAUUGGAUGCCAGUCAAUCCAUCUACUGACAUUGAAUGCAACGCAGAAGACAGCUCUUCAUCAUCUCGUACGCCUAUGCUUGAGUGCAGGUUCACCAUACUGGAAACGGGGUAUCGGUUCAUGCGAAUGGAAAGCACACAAGACUUGGAUUUUGGUUUUGAACUCUACGACCUGUCGUUUAGUGCAAAAGUAAAGCGAGAUGCGAACGGACAAUUGCUUGACCUCGGCAUGGAUCACAAUGGUGUCGCGUUCGUGGAAGACGAUAGAAACCUCUAAUAACAAUUUGCAUAUCUAGAAACAAAUGCCUAUAACAGACAGACAAACCCACUUAGCACGUAAUCUAUUACUUUUUUUCUCAUAAAUAUUCAUAUAGAGUACCCUUUUCGUACCUAUCAACCAACCACCUCACUCUUGUAGAUGUACACACACACAAACAUAAUCCAUCUCCUACUAAAUCCAUCACUUUCACACCAUCCAUUCACCCAUUUAUUUCAUCACCACCCGUGCACGCUUUAAACCUGUAACUACUUUUUUCAAGCUGUUAAUUUUAUUUAUUUACGAAU
Zychaea mexicana is the source of this 2323-nucleotide messenger RNA. RefSeq lists its product as uncharacterized. Lineage: Eukaryota; Fungi; Mucoromycota; Mucoromycetes; Mucorales; Lichtheimiaceae. The record is from RefSeq and is a predicted model, not a curated record. Bases 195 to 2036 code for a protein of 613 amino acids. The transcript has 7 exons.